GGUUCUUAUAAAUUUAAAGUUUUGACAAUUUUUGGACUUAAAAUAAAUUUGGAAUAUAUUUUAUAAAUUUAAAAUUUGUUCUUGACCAACCAAAUUGACUGAAAAUUAAGAAAAUGAACUUUACCAAACUUUUCACAAGUCGGAUUCCCGCGAGUUUGCUUAGUAAGCAAGUUCAACGUACUUAUAAUAAAAGAGCAGCGGCAGCCUUAUUAAAACUGCGUAGAGUUCAAAUUGACGACGACGGUUUGUUUCCAUAUGUAAUGAUAAAAGUAUAUAUUCACGGCGUGACCAGAUUUCCAAGGACAAUAAUACGUGGAAAAUUUAAUUCUAGCCACAAAGCGGUUUAUAAUGCUGCUCGCAGGGAAUUGGGAAGCAUGGAAUUGUGCACUAAUCCAUUGGGUGGUGGUUACUUAGACGUAGACAUGGAUAAACGUAAAAUCUAUAUAUAUGGUGGUUGUCAGACUUUUGGUAUUGCUGAUCAUGCUAAAACGCAAGAGAUUCUUAUGUCAUGGACCAAAUACAAAGAUUUCCAGAUACGCGUAGGAGAGCGACCAAAGCCCAAACAAAUUCCUUGAAUUAAUAAAGUUUUGAUUAAGGUUUAA
Molecule: messenger RNA, 602 nt
Organism: Drosophila busckii
Lineage: Eukaryota; Metazoa; Arthropoda; Insecta; Diptera; Drosophilidae
Product: sex-regulated protein janus-B
Exons: 3
Coding region: 114-575 (153 amino acids)
Biological process (GO): peptidyl-histidine dephosphorylation
Cellular component (GO): cytosol
Molecular function (GO): protein histidine phosphatase activity
Source: RefSeq, a predicted model, not a curated record